AUGAGCGCAGACGAAAGUGGAGGAACAGGCUCGUUGUCAGUCACGAACGGCGAACCUCACUCCUCCACUCCCGAUCCCUCGAGUUUGGCGACUCCUGGCAAACGAAAGCGUGUGUCAAGUCAUGAUGACAAGCCUGUCCAGGACACGAGUAACUCUUCCUCGAAGUCAUCCCAGGAAAAAUUCAAACUACAGGAGACUCUUCGUAACCUUGUUGAAAUAUUGAGCAAAAAUGAUGGCGAUCUUCAACUUUUAUCGUGUCCGUUGUCAUCGUCGCCAACCAAACCUCGGUCGAAACGAGCAAAAGUGGCGGGGGACAAGGAUGAAGGGUCCAGUAUAGAAGCACGGGUGGCUGCGGAUCGCUACAAUACGCUUUCAGAAUUCUUGAGCGACAUUGAAAGGGCAUCCACCGCGGUGAUUGAGAGGAAUAAAUCCCAAGCCAGUGCAGCCCCGGCGGACGGAACACCCUUGACGGAAACAGUUAAUCGCAUCGCAGCUUUCAAAAAGCUUUUGAACAGCCUCGUCCGCCAGGCACAGUCGAGCCCAUCGAAUAUAAAGACGGAGACAUCGGAGGACGGCUCGGAGGCCCCCGCAAAAUCCACUCCUCCCCAUGAGGAAGCACGCAGUGACAGCUUGGUGUUAACCUUAUUUGGGAACCCGGCGAAUCCGAAGCAUCUGUUCUCAAGCCUCCAGAAGUCUGUCAAGGUUCCAUUGCCGUCCGAUGACCCGCAAACUGAAAAGUGUGUCGAAGUGCAGGCGCCGUUGCGCGAGGACGGGCUACCCAAUGGAAUCACUACCACCAGAGUGGCCCCCCACAACCUUGAGGCCAAGUCGGAAGUACCGAAAAGGACCUUUGGUGAAGUUUUUGCUCCUCGGCCGACCCUGCCUCAGUUGGAACCUCCUCGCCGAGCUCGGUCUACCUCUCGAGGCGCGUUCAACACGUGGAUUGAUCCUUUCGAGGCUAUCACAAAUUUCAAGUCUUUUCUGGGGGAUCGCAACAACUACUGCCUUACCCCCCUACCUUCUGGCCAGUGGCUUCAGUAUGGCGGUGUCACUUCUUCUCCGUCCUACUGGAAUCGCCGGCAGAAGCAGCAGCCAUCGCAUCAGCACGGUGAUGAGAAACCCCACGAGGACUCCGUGAUGUGGGUGGACGACGAUACAUCAGUCUGGCAGGGGGUAUACUCCUCGUUUGCCCCUUCUUUUGACAGUUCGGGGGCAGUCGUGCAAGUCGACUCGAAGGACCUAGUAUGGUGGAACAAGCAAGGAGCGAAACGCCUACACAUGCUUCUCUCGAUACCGUAUCAAGAGGAGAAUGACGAAGCUGUUUCAGAGCGCCCAGGGAACAUUGGGGAGCUGGAUGAGAGUACUUUAGAGGAAAUGGUCAAAACAUUCAACCCGGAGGAUUUUGUUGACAGCGUAUUUAAUAGUUACGCCACCAAGGAUAAGGAAGACAAAACGGAUGGGAAGGAUGAAGAGGAAGAGGAUGAGCAAGGGCCACGAAACAUGGAUGAGCUGUUGCGGGACAUUUCGGAUCUCCUGGAGACUCUGAACUCUUAUCAAAGGAUCCGCAAUCUUGAGCUUUCAAGUUCAAGUAGCCAGGAUGCUGACCCCAAGGAGACCGUGCCUGAUCUGGGUACUGCAGACGCCCCGUCUGCAGCAGAACAGGGUGUAUACGAUACAUUGAGGUCGAGCUUAGCGGCAAUGGUUUCGAAUCUCCCUCCACACGCUGUCGCCAAGCUGAAUGGCGACCAGCUAGACGAACUCAAUAUCAGCCAGAAGAUUGUGAUUGAGAAUCCUGACUAUCAUGGCACUAUGGAGAAGGAUGAUUUCACUCUGCAGCAGGAGCGCUCCGCAGCCAUGGCUCCAGUAGCUGGGGGGGUUAACAGGACAUCCACACCGUCGCGGCCGCCCAACUUUCCACCAGGGUACAAUCAACGAGCUUAUUCUCAUAAUGCUCGGGCCCAGCAAUCGCAGGGCGGUUUCCAGACUCCGCAGCCGUACUACGGCGCACGGCAAUCCUCGACAUCAGGGCCGUAUACCCCAGGGCCGCAGCAGCAUUACUCGGCGGCUCGACCUCCCAGCACUCCGUCCCAGCGCCCUGGCUACCCUCCAGGAUACGCACAGCCUACGCCUCAAUACAACCAAGGGAAUGCAGCGGCCCAAUUCCAAAGACCGGGGUCGAACGGCUAUCACCCUUAUGCCACCCAGCCCGGGAUGCCCACCGCUCAAGCGUCUCCGCAGCAGCAGUUCCACGCACGGCCAGGACAACCGGGAGCGUACAGUGCGCCCUAUGGAGUGGGACGCAGUGCCUCCCCCCAGAAACCACCGUCAUAUACUGCACCACGAACCCCCUAUAUGACGCCGAGUGCCAACCCUCAGCGGUACAUGCCUCAGCAACAGCCUCCUCCGUACGGGAAUUAUCCGUCCAACCAAGCGCCACCAUCCUCAGGUAGCUACUCUAACUCGGCCGCUGCCAUGACUUAUGCGCGAAGUGCUGCCGAGCAAGCAGCACUGAUGGAACGCCACAAGGCGCAGUUAUCGUCCACGCCACAGCCUCCCGCCGAACAAGGUGGAACCCAAGACCGUAGUGUCACGCCAGGGAAUAAGCAGAACGGUACUCCUGUUGCCUCAUGA
Messenger RNA from Aspergillus tanneri, 2631 nucleotides. RefSeq lists its product as uncharacterized. NCBI's taxonomy places the organism in Eukaryota, Fungi, Ascomycota, Eurotiomycetes, Eurotiales, Aspergillaceae. The transcript is spliced from 2 exons. The coding region runs from base 1 to 2631 and encodes 876 amino acids. The record is from RefSeq and is a predicted model, not a curated record.